AUGAAGCCUGAAGCAGUUGAGAAUGAAAAUACACAGCAGACAGCAUCUCAAGCCCCUCACGAUGAUGCACCUGUUCUUCGAGCAGCAAGUGAUGAUCUUUCGGUCUGGCAGAGUGUAGGCCGUUUCAGAAAGGUUGGACUCAUUGCCAUGGCAGCCGCGUUCGCCGCAUCGCUCGAUGGAUAUCAGAUCAACCUCAAUGGCGGUAUUGUAUCCAACAAAGGAUUCAUCCAGCAGAUGGCCGCACCUGGCACCACCAUCAUCCCUGGGCCAUAUGUCUCGGCUUGGGGUGGCAUUCAAUCCACAGGCCAAACAGUCGGUCAAAUUCUACUUCCAUAUGCCACCGAUAGGCUUGGCCGUAAGGCAGCACUUUGGAUUAUCUGGGUUAUCCUCCUUGCUAGCAUCUUUGCCGAGACUUUUGCUAGCCAUUGGGAUCACUGGUUGGUGGCUAAGCUCUUGUCUGGUAUGGGAGUUGGUAUGCUUCAGUCAACCAUGCCUCUAUAUCUGUCGGAGAUUUCCCCAACUCAGCUGAAGGGAUUCUUCAUCAACGCUUACAGCUUCUGGUUCGUGGUUGGCCAGCUCUUCGCCUCUGUAGCCCUCAACAGACUCGCGGCUGUGGACCCUUACGACUUCAAGGUCCCCAUUUACACCCAGUGGGCUAUGAUCGGAGGCAUUGCGAUCGUUUUCGUAUUUCUACCCGAGUCGCCUUGGUGGCUGGCAGGCAAAGGCAAGCUGGACAAAGCUGCCCAGGUGCUCCAUUUCUGCAACGGCAACGUAGAGGGAUACGACGUCGAAGAACAGAUUGAGGUCAUGACGGCGACCAUUGCAGUCGAACGACAAGCAGCGGAGGCAAGCAAAGAGAUAGGCGCAUUUGCAGUAUUCCAAGGUCGCAACCUCAUCCGCUUCCUCAUCGCCGGUUGGCCGAAAGUUACGCAGCAGUUCGUAGGUCUGGCAGUGUUCAAUACCUAUGCAACCUACUUCUUUCAGGCAGCUGGGAACCAGAAUCCCUUCCUGGUCACAGUAAUCCUCUCCUGCGUGCAGCUUAUAUCCAUGGUACUCACCGCGACGACGACUGAUCGAUUUGGACGGCGUCCAUUGACCGUUUAUCCAUAUGCCGUCACGGUCGUCUCUGUUCUGUGCCUGGGGAUCAUUGGCUGCUUCGAUUAUACGAAGCAGGCCACCAGCUCCCUACUGGUCUUCUUUGCAUGCUUGGCCACGUUUUCGACUACGGGUGCCUCUGCCAUUGGCUACGCCUACUCUGCUGAGAUCCCCCAGCAGAGACUGCGUGCGCAAACAGCAGGAUGGGCGCUGGCAGGCUCGAACCUGAUUGCUAUCAUGUUUAGCUUUUGCACUCCUCUAAUGAUUAAUGGAGUUGUAUCUGGCACGGCCAAAGCGUCAGCCUGGGGUGUGAAGACUGGCUUCUUCUUCGCUGGAACAGGUACACUAGCAGUCAUCGUGGCCUGGUUCAUCCUUCCCGAAGUAACACGACGGACCCCAGCUGAAAUCGAUGAGCUGUUCGAAAAGAAGGUUAAUCUCCGCAAGUUCGACAAAUACGUUACCGAGGUUCAGGUCCACGCGAACGAUAUGCAUAAUGAGAAAGGGGUGGCUUAA
Neoarthrinium moseri is the source of this 1608-nucleotide messenger RNA. RefSeq lists its product as uncharacterized. The transcript is spliced from 11 exons. Gene Ontology annotation, biological process: carbohydrate transport; transmembrane transport. The record is from RefSeq and is a predicted model, not a curated record. The coding region runs from base 1 to 1608 and encodes 535 amino acids. Lineage: Eukaryota; Fungi; Ascomycota; Sordariomycetes; Amphisphaeriales; Apiosporaceae. Gene Ontology annotation, cellular component: membrane. Gene Ontology annotation, molecular function: carbohydrate:proton symporter activity.